Molecule: messenger RNA, 1398 nt
Organism: Corylus avellana
Lineage: Eukaryota; Viridiplantae; Streptophyta; Magnoliopsida; Fagales; Betulaceae
Source: RefSeq, a predicted model, not a curated record
AAAAAAAGUAUAUUUUUUAUUUAAAAUUACUUUAAAGAAAAUUGCUCAUGCGAGAUUUACUAAUUAAUGCUACAAUCAAAUUCUUACUUCAUUCAUCCUUUUUGCUGAAAGGUAUACGCAUUGACUGGGAGGAUAUGUUUCGUUCGAAGAAGAUUGAAGAAGUAGAAAGGCGCCAAGGAUCCGUACAAGCUGAAAUGUGCCAACUAGUGUCAUCUCUCCUGAACCUAGUUUUCGGAAUCAAGGAUUUAUAUGAAAUGGCGUUGGCCAAUUGCCAGCGCCGUCAACUUAUGUGGUACAUGUGGUAUGAGAUAAAAAUGUCAAAUGAUGAAACAAGGAAGACUGGUUGCGUUGAUACAGCUGUCUUACGUGCUAUCAAGGAAGGGAAUUUUGAGUUUGUUUAUGAAAUAGUGGGAACAAAUCCAGAUCUCUUGUGGUGCAAAGAUGACAAAGGCAGAACCAUAUUUCCGAGUGCAGUCCUAUAUCGCCAAACUAAAAUCUUUAGUCUUAUAUACGGGCUUCAUGUGAAGCUCCCGAAGGUAUACUCUCAAGAUUGCUUCAACAACAAUAUAUUACAUAUGGCAGGAAUGUUAGAACCUUCUACCCAGCUUAAUCGCAUCCCAGGUGCAGCAUUGCAGAUGCAACGAGAGCUACAAUGGUUUAAGGAGGUGGAGAGUAUUGUUAAUCCCCAGCUUAAGGAAGCUUUAAACAAUGAUCGUUUGACUCCUCGAGAAUUGUUUACCCGCAACCACAAGGACAUGAGGAAAGCAGGAGAGCAACAAAUGAAGGAUACAGCAAGUUCUUGUACAGUUGUAGGCGCUCUCAUUGUCACCAUUAUGUUUGCUGCGGCCUUUACCAUUCCAGGUGGCAACGACCAAGCCACAGGCUUGCCAAUGUUCCGAAAUGAAAAAUUGUUUAAGCUCUUCAUAAUAUCUGAUUCCCUAUCGCUCUUUUCCUCAGCAACUUCAAUAUUGAUGUUCCUAGCGAUCCUAACAUCGAGUUAUGAAGAAGAAGAUUUCCUCAAAGUCUUGCCAACAAAGAUGAUUAUCGGACUUUUCACUCUUAUCUUUUCUAUAGCAUUUAUGAUGGUAGCCUUCUGCGCCGCUCUUUUGCUUAUGUUACGUGGACAAACAUGGUUUGUCAAUCCGAUCAUUUUUUUGGCUAGUGUUCCAGUCACCUUGUUUGUAUUGAUGCAGCUCCCCCCUUUGAUAGGCAUGGUCAGAUCAACUUAUGGAUCGAGCAUCUUUGAUAGGAAAAUGAAACGUUGGUUUUACUAAUUCAUUGUGCUAGUAUGUUGUUUUGUAUUCCAUUAAUAUUUAGCAUACCAGCCAAAACAGACAUUUUUAUUUAUUUAUUAUUGGACAGAUGAUUGGUAAAUUUUCAGCUACCUUAUGUUGCUUA